Messenger RNA from Myxocyprinus asiaticus (Chinese sucker), 3129 nucleotides. It is a transcript of the gene cfap61, whose product is annotated as cilia and flagella associated protein 61. The record is from RefSeq and is a predicted model, not a curated record. NCBI's taxonomy places the organism in Eukaryota, Metazoa, Chordata, Actinopteri, Cypriniformes, Catostomidae.
AAAAAAAACUGUGAAACCAGAGGAACCAAAACCUCCAGAGAAAGAGAACAAUAUCCUCAAUACUCAACUCACAAGAACCUGUGGAAGAUGAAUUGGAGACAGAGAAAGAGAUGAAAGGUGAAGAGAUUUCCAGCGGGCAUGAUGGCAUAUCUCAGGUCGGAGCAUGUUGAGUCAUGCAUUAAAGACACACUGGACUGCAGUGAAGACUCAGAGCUGGACAAUUGUCCUAAUGUGUUCUGCAUCCAGCUCUUCACAAUGGAAAAAAGGUUUGAAAUGAGAUCAGCAGACUUCCUGCCGUACUUGUUGAAACUUUUCCCGGAUCGUGAUUUCUGUGUGAUCUCUGUGCCUAAACCGCUCCCAGAAUUCCCUCUGCUGCAAUCUUUCAUUAGAGCCAUUCCUCACAACACCAGCACCUUUCCACUGGAACUCUACCUGUGCCAUCACUGGGGACUACUCAGGACGUUGGAUGUGCGUGUGGUUCUGUCAUCGGAUAUCCCAGCAGUCCAGAGUUUGAUUAAGAGUCUCGAUCAGCAGGAGUCCAUCAGUGAUGAUCUGGAUCUGUUCCUGAAGUACCGAAAAUACCCGGAUGGCACUGCUCUUCAGGCAUUUGUGGCUCAGGUUCAGGGGCAAAUUGUUGGUUUAAUAAUCAUCAGAGAUGAAGAGGACAUUGAGUUCAUCCAAGCCCACAUUAACAUUGAGAGGUUUAUGUACUUCAGCAUUCACCAGCGAGAGGAACACGGUCGACUUUGUCACUUCUUCCUCAAGCCCAUAUUUCAGCACCACACCAAACAUUUCUUAAAGGAGGUCCUGCACUUGGCACACAAGUCCUGCCUGUAUUACCCCCUCUAUCUGCACCACCACAGACAGAAAAAUGUCAGUUCUCAGUCUCUGCCAGCUGAGCUGAACUUCAUGGCGCCUGUGAGCCUGAGGCGACAAAUUAUCUACCUGCUCGUGGAGCUGGGCAUCAAUGCACCAUCUCAACAGAUCACCAAAGAACAGGCUCCAUUUGCCCUGUACCACACAAACAGAAAGCUCACCAUGGAGCCAAAGGUCACCAUCAAUGCCAGAAUCGUGGUUGUAGGAGCAUCCGACACGGGUUUAUCUUUCUUUGAAGCUUUGACUUUUUGUCCUCAUCUUAGAUUCAACAAUCUCACUCUCAUAUCCACUCAAGGCCUUUCAGAUCGCUGCUCUGAUGACAACAUGAGAUUUCUGGCUACAAGUCACUGCUACGGUGAUCGGGAUCAAUCUCAGCUGUCUUCACAUUCCUGGGUCAGCGUUGUGACAGGCAAGAUGACGGCCAUCAACCGGGAGGUCAAACAGGUUGAACUGGCGGUUAAUAAUAAAGUGUUCUUCAACUUCUCUCGUAAAAUCGUUGAUUACGAAGCCUUCAAAGCCAUCAAUGAUGCCUGUUUGGUGUUCGAUGUCCGUCUGGUCAUAGAUAGCACCUUCCAUACCAAUGACUCCUCCAUAUAUGCUGCUGGCCCCUUGACCAAAUAUUCCCACCGUUACCAUGCCGACCAGUGGACCUGCUCCAGAUUUAAUUCCAAUGAGUUGGGGCAGAGUUUGGCAUCUGUUCUUCUGCCCUUAUUCGACCCGACUCUGGAGCCCGCCAUCAGCCCCCCGUCUGACCUGCAGAACCUCAUUCCACUCUACAGUCAGGCCAAGAUCCAAGGUGGAAGGUUACCAGGCGGCUACAAUUACCUCUAUGUUGCCAAACCGACUGCCAUCAAGCACAGAACUGCAUCACAUGGUCGGGAUAUUGUGACCGGCCACACUGAAAUCGGGAACUACUUUCACCUGCAUCUCAACCAUCAUGAUUUAGUGGAGAGCCUCACAUGUCUUUCUAAUGCACUUCCUGUCUCAAACCUCCUGUGCCUCUACGGCAAACACCAGCAGCUGCUGAAUCAUCUCUGCUCGCGCUACGACGAGGGAUUGAUCCAUGACAUGUACAGUUUUUUCAGAGAGAGUUGGUGUUCGGCUAUUUUUCACGACCGCUUUACUGACUUUGAGCAGGAAGUUCGCCAAAUCAUGGACUCAGCCAAACUAGAGGGUGAGCAUGGUUUGAUGUCAAUUCAAGGUGUUCUUCAUAAGAUUGUGGAGGAUAACCGAGAGACAGACCAGCUGAUGAGUCUUGACGAGAUGUUUCAGAAGAGAGAGGCUUAUUAUGCUCUGAAGAAAAGUGUUCUGGAUUAUCUCAAGUACAACAAAUAUCACCUGACUAUGUAUGCAUGGCCGGGACUGCUGUAAUCAUUUUUAAAGGAAUAGUUCACCCAAAAAUUAAAGUUCUGUCAUCAUUUACUCACCCUCAUGUUGUUCCAAACCUGUAUGACUUUCUUUCAUCUGUGGAACAGAAAAGGAGCUGAGGCUAAAAUUUAUAAAAAAAGAUAGUCAUACAGGUUUGGAACUACAUAGGGUGAGUAAAUGAUGACAUCAUUUUAAAUUUGGGGUGAACUAUCCCUUAAAUUUCAUAUUUAGGAGUAUAAAACUCUACAUAUUUUGUAUUUGCUGCACCAUAUGCUUUGGGGGUAAAACACAUAUUGAGGUGGGGGGUGGUGCGACAAAGAACUUGAGCAAAUAAAUAAAGCUUCAUGCUCUUGUCAUAUGCACAUAUUUGGUAUUCAAGUGACAAUCCUUUAAAAAGUGCAUGUCUCUUUUGAAUACUCCUUGUAUGUCACACUUGGUGUACAGAUCUGAUGUUGGACUGAGCUGAACGCAGCAUGACUUCUCAGUGUAGUGGGGCAGAUAAGAGCAGAAUGAGGGUAAAUCUGAGGGGCUGUAAAGACAGACCGCAGGAGCAGCUGUAUGAUAAUGAACGUUGGGCAGAAAAUCACGCAUGAUCCAACAGACACACGUCAUAUGACAUGUUUGACAAUGUAUUUUAGUCAAUUUUGUUCUGGAGGACAGAAAUGCAACCAGAUCAGAUGUUGAUGAUUAUGAUAAUAAUUAUUAUUAUUAUUAUUAUUAUAAUUUGUAUUAUUACAGAAUUGUUUUAGGAACAUUUGUUGACCUUUUAUCAUGCCAUGCAAGUUUGUUCCAUGUGUCUUAUUUUAUAUGUGGAAAUAAAAAAUUUAAUUAAAAAAAUUAUAAUAAUUACACAAGCUACACAAGCUAAAUCUACUCAAAAAUGUG